AUGGUCUACCAACAGUCUGCAUACCAAGUCGUUAAAACGACCACAGCGGUGAAAGCUAAAGGAAAAGCACAAGAGGCACAUAAAGUGCGCCAGCAACGGAAUGGACCCAACGACGCUCCUUUCGCCCAGAAGCUGGACCUCGGGUGGGUCAUAGUUGGCGACGUCUGUGUCGACAGAUUACGCACACCAGAGAAGGUCGACGCUUUCGCUACAACUGUACUGGGGAAUGGACGUCCGUCUUCCUUCAAGCCAUGCCACAAUCACAUUCUCGCAAAGGAAAACCUGAGUUGUCAGCAUCCCAACGGAGAAGCCGUGCUGCCUGGUAUAUCGCCACCGAGUAAUGACGCAGUGGACCCGCUAUUCCAGACAACAAGGGAGGACGAAACCUUUGCUCCGUCUGUGGAGGACCAAGAAUUCUUGAAUCUUAUGGACAGAGAAUUCCGUAUGGACGCAUCGGGCAACUGGGUGGCGCCCUUGCCGUUUCGUACACCUAGACGUAAGCUUCCUGACAACCGAGAACAAGCACUAUCUAGGUUCAACUCGCUAUGUCGCACCCUGGAUAGAAAACCGGAGAUGAAGCAGCACUUUGUUGCCUUCAUUGAAGAUCUGCUGAAAAAUGGUCAUGCUGAGCCGGCUCCACCAAGGGACGAAUCUAAAGAGUACUGGUAUCUUCCCAGCUUUGGUGUCUACCACCCACAGAAACCGGGACAGAUCCGCGUCGUGUUCGACUCCAGCGCCAAACACCAAGGCAUUUCGCUAAAUGACCUGCUUCUUUCGGGACCGGACAUGACUAACAGCUUGGUCGGAGUUUUACUCCGCUUCAGGAAGGAAGCCUUCGCUGUAACCGCAGAUAUCCAGCGCAUGUUCUAUUGCUUCUUCGUACGUGAAGAGGACAGGGACUACCUGCGGUUUCUUUGGUUCCGUGAUAACGAUACCAGCAGCGAAGUUAUCGAGUACAGAAUGUGCGUGCACGUCUUCGGAAACACGUGUGCCCCAGCCAUUACGACAUACGGUUUGAGACGAACCGCACAAGAAGCAGAGCCUGAAUUCGGAGCUGACGUCCGCCGCUUUGUCGAAAGAGACUUUUACGUGGACGACGGCCUCAUAUCUCUGUCAACAGAAAAGGAGGCCAUCGAACUCCUGAAAAGGACGCAGAAGAUGCUGAUGGGUGCGAACUUACGCCUCCAUAAGUUUGCUUCAAAUUCGGUUGGCGUCAUGGAUGCCUUCCCAUCGGAAGACUACGCCAACGACCUAAAAAACUUGGACCUAAGCGGCGGGAACUUACCCAUGCAGCGGAGUCUCGGUCUAAGCUGGAAUUUGAGGGUCGAUACAUUCACCUUCAGAGUGCCUGCAAGGGACACUCCGAGCACAAGGAGGGGCGUGCUGUCGACCGUGAACAGCCUUUACGACCCUUUGGGAAUGACAGCUCCGGUAACCGUACAGGGCAGACUCCUGCUUAGGGAGCUAACUUCAUGCGCCACAGACUGGGAUGCCCCACUCGUACUGGACGACAAAUGGCAAACAUGGAAGGACUCGCUUCGCGCCCUUGAGCGACUCGAGAUACCACGCCGGUACGUUGCUGAAUCCGUCACCAAUGCUCGUCGACGAGAGAUCUGCGUGUUCUCCGACGCUUCAGAGAAGAUAAUAGCCGCUGUGGCCUACAUCAGGGUUACAGAUUCCAAGGGGACGCCACACGUGGGGUUUGUGAUCGGCAAAGCGAAGCUGGCACCACGACCUGAACAAACAAUCCCGAGGCUGGAGCUAUGUGCCGCUGUGCUUGCCGUCGAAAUCGCUGAGCUGGUGGUUAACGAAAUUGACGUUCACAUCGAAGACGUCAGGUACUACACGGACAGCAAGGUUGUGCUUGGGUACAUCUGUAACCAGUCGAGGCGCUUCUACGUCUACGUCAGCAAUCGCGUCAACAGAAUAAGGAGAUCCACGAAACCCGAACAGUGGCACUACGUCCCGACUGACCAGAACCCUGCGGACCACGCCACUCGACCAGUUGCUGCGGCAGCUCUCACUCGUACAACCUGGCUCACAGGACCCAAAUUCCUUCACGAACGCUCGAGUGCGGAGUCGGCAAGCGCAGCUUUCCCGCUCCACCAGCCAGAGGUCGACCCUGAUAUACGGCCACAAGUCUCCGUCUCUGCAACUUUCAUGAUGAACCAACAACUGGGUACCCAUCGCUUCAAGCGCUUUUCGUCAUGGACGUCACUUGUAAAGGCCUUAGCGAGUCUCGUACACAUCGCUCGAUCGUUUCUGAACCCGUCACCCACUUGUCACGGAUGGCACCAUUGCAACAAACCUCGAACCGCGGAAGAACUAGCGCAUGCUAAAAAGGUCAUCCUGCGUAGCGUCCAACACGAGGAAUUCGCAGAGAUCAUCGUUCGGCUUCGCACGGACGUACCUCAACGAAAACACUUCUCAACCAAACGCUCUCUGUGGAAGCUCGAUCCUUAUAUCGACAACGACGACAUGUUAAGAGUUGGCGGGCGCUUACAGAAUGCACACAUGAACGAGGAAGAAAAGCACCCGCUUAUUGUUCCCGGUCGGCACCACGUCGGUUUACUACUGCUUCGGCACAGUCAUGAGAAGGUCGUCAAGCACCAGGGAAGACACUUCACGGAAGGGGCUAUUAGAGCCGCUGGCUUCUGGAUUGUCGGCGGGAAAAGAUGCAUAAGCGCCAUGAUCCAUCGCUGCGUCACAUGCCGUAAGCUUCGACGCAAGUGUGAGCAGCAAAAAAUGGCAGAUCUACCCGAAGACCGUCUAAACACAGACCCCCCGUUCACUUUCGUGGGACUGGACGUUUUUGGUCCGUGGGUCGUCGCCUCACGACGCACAAGAGGUGGUUUAGCCCACAACAAGAGGUGGGCAGUCCUCUUUACGUGCUUAGCCGUCCGUGCUGUGCACAUAGAAGUGAUAGAUUCUAUGGACACUUCCAGCUUUAUUAAUGCCCUACGAAGAUUCAUCGCACUUAGAGGCCCAGUUAAGCAGUUCCGUUCAGACCGAGGAACAAACUUCGUUGGUGCUUGCUCUGAACUAAAGAUAUCAUCGGUUCGCUUCGAAUCCCGCAAAGUAGAAACUUUCUUAAACGAGCAAGACUGCACUUGGAUAUUCAACACACCGCACUCUUCGCACAUGGGCGGCGCUUGGGAGCGAAUGAUAGGUAUGGCUCGCCGAAUCUUGGAUUCGAUGCUCCUCAACGAGGCCGUUGCAUCGUUCUCUCACGAAGUCUUGACGACAUUCUUAGCAGAAGUAACUGCCAUCAUAAACUGCAGGCCCUUAGUCCCUGUAUCUUCGGACCCCGAAUGUCACUCAGUUCUCACCCCUGCAAUGCUUUUGACACAGAAACCGUCACCGCCAACGUCACCAGCAGGAGAGUUCAAAAGUCUCCACGUCAAGCAGUGGAGACAAGUACAGGCUCUGGCCAACACGUUCUGGCACCGAUGGAGGAAUGAGUACCUACCUAGUCUCCAAAGUCGUCGCAAAUGGCUAACCGACCAACGUAAUCUUGCGGUCGGCGACGUUGUCCUAUUGAAGGACGCGACAAGCAGACGCCAUGAGUGGCACAUGGGAAGAAUCAACGCUGUGUACCCAGGAAAAGAUGGAAAGGUGCGGAACGUUCAAGUGCAGACGGCCCAAGACGGAAAGAAGAAAACCUUCGAUCGGCCAGUCUCCGGUCUAGUUCUGUUGUCGUCGGAGCAGUGCCUGUAG
Molecule: messenger RNA, 3717 nt
Organism: Ornithodoros turicata
Lineage: Eukaryota; Metazoa; Arthropoda; Arachnida; Ixodida; Argasidae
Exons: 2
Coding region: 1-3717 (1238 amino acids)
Biological process (GO): DNA integration
Molecular function (GO): nucleic acid binding
Source: RefSeq, a predicted model, not a curated record